CCACGCCCUGCAUUCUUGCAGGCACCACCCACAGAUCACUUCAGGGCAAGUGGCAGAGCAAGCAAGGAACGACAUCAGACUGGCUGAGAGAUAAGUGAAGAGCUGAUGAUGGAAGUUCAGCAGCGAUUAGAUACUAUAGAUCCUGCAUCUCUCAAACGCUUAGAGUUGGUGGAGAUUGAAGGGGUUUCUUUGCCUGAUACCAUCGUGGAGCAAUGGGAUGCUAUAUCUGGCUUUAAAGCUCGGCCUGAUGACCUUCUCAUUUCCACAUAUCCCAAAGCAGGGACAACAUGGAUGCAGGAAAUAGUAGACAUGAUCCACCACGGAGGGGACCCUCAGAAAUGUGCUCGGGCUCCCAUCUAUGAACGGAUUCCAUUCAUAGAGAUGUGUCCCCCCAAACCCAUCCGCACAGGUUUUGAAGAAGCAGAGGCAAUGCCCUCCCCACGCACACUCAAAACUCACCUGCCAGUUCAUCUCCUACCAUCUUCCUUCUGGGAGCAGAAUUGCAAGAUCAUUUACGUGGCCAGAAACAUCAAGGACAAUGCAGUUUCCUAUUUCCACUUCCAUCAUAUGAGCAAACUGAUGCCAGAGGCUGGAAACUGGGAUGAGUUUCUGGAGAAUUUUAUUGCUGGAAAGGUUGCCUGGGGGUCCUGGUUUGAUCAUGUUCGAGGUUGGUGGGAGGCUAAAAAUCAUCACCCAAUUCUGUAUGUCUUCUAUGAAGACAUAAAGAAGGAUCCAGCCCGAGAAAUCCAGAAGGUUGCCCAGUUCCUGGGAUUAGAGCUCUCAGAAGCAGUUCUGGGUGACAUUGUGCAACACACCAAGUUUGAGACCAUGAAGACAAACCCAAUGACUAAUUACACCACCAUGCCUAGUUUCCUCUUAGACCAAGACAUCACUCAAUUCAUGAGAAAAGGCACCGUUGGUGAUUGGAAAGAACAUUUCACGGUGGCUCAAAGCGAACAGCUAGACGAUCUCUGUGCCCGCUUGCUAGCAGGCAAUGGCUUGACAUUCCACACCCAGUUAUAAAUCUGUGCCUCUCACCACUUGGAAUGUUUGCUUUUACCUGUAUUUAAUAAAAUAGACCUUUGCAAGCAAGAGCAGACCAAA
Molecule: messenger RNA, 1104 nt
Organism: Python bivittatus (Burmese python)
Lineage: Eukaryota; Metazoa; Chordata; Lepidosauria; Squamata; Pythonidae
Product: sulfotransferase 1C2-like
Molecular function (GO): sulfotransferase activity
Source: RefSeq, a predicted model, not a curated record